Epinephelus fuscoguttatus (brown-marbled grouper) is the source of this 2768-nucleotide messenger RNA. RefSeq lists its product as uncharacterized. The transcript is spliced from 10 exons. The record is from RefSeq and is a predicted model, not a curated record. Lineage: Eukaryota; Metazoa; Chordata; Actinopteri; Perciformes; Serranidae. Bases 171 to 2768 code for a protein of 865 amino acids.
CUGACCAUUAAAGACUGGGGAUUUGCGAGGAGUUAUUGCUGGGACUUCAGGAACUCCACUCUCAUGGAAUCUUGCACGGAGACCUAAAGCCUGAAAAUAUUUUGUUUGAUAUCAACAACAAACUGUAUAUCGCAGACUUUGUAGCAAGCAGAAAACUGGAUCUUGCACAAAUGACUGCAUUGUUGUCUCGGUCCAGUUAUGAGGAUGUUGGGGGCCCAAAAUAUAAGUACAAGAAGGAAUCAGAUAUCCAAGUUGCAGGAUGCUUGGUGCAUUACAUCCUGACUGAUGGGCAACAUCCCUAUCAAACCACGACACCCUACUCCAAUGAUCCGUUUGGGCUAUCUCAAAAUGUCAGAACGGGCAACUUCACUCUUAAGUGUGAAGAAAGAUGGAUGAGCCAAAAAGGCAUUAUUACCAGAAUGCUGAGCAGAUCAGCUGAAGAACGUCCCACCAUUAAAGAAUGCCUUAAGGCUGUCACAUGUUUCACACAUCAGUCUGAUUACAAUGGAGCCACAACCAAUUCUGGCAAUGAGAAUAUAAAUAAAGACAGAACUGAUGCAGCAAAUUGCUGUCCCCAAACAGCAACUGAGAUGGACAUCUCAGAGACUGCUGUCUGUGAUCAGCCAGAGAUGACUGACAGUGACCUAAUGGAUUCCUGUUCUUCCACUGAAGAGGAAUUGUCUGUUUGUGGAAUGACCACUGAGCAACAGGUUUCUCUAUCCCUGAAAAUGUCAGAUGAAGAUGAACAACAUCAAGCUGAAGCAGAUUCAUCUUCUUCCACUGAAGGGGAAUUAUCUGGGCCUGAAAUGACCCCUGGGCAACAGUUUUUCCUUCAAGUGUCAGAUGAAGAACAACAACAAUCAGAAGCAGAGGAAUUCACAGAAAAGGACCUGAUCAUGGGAAAACCACCAUCAAAAAACGUAACUGCAAGGGAUCCAAAUGCCCAUGGUGGUGACCAACAUAAUAUCAAAGUGAAAAUGUCCUCAAACACUGCACUGAAACGAGUCUAUGACAAGAGAAAUUACUGCCUUUAUUGUGAGAGGCCUUAUGCAAAAAUGGCGAGACAUCUGAAGCAGAAGCAUUCGGAUAAAGUUGAAGUGGCUAAGGCACUUGCACACAGGCAAGGAUCCACCAUGCGCAAUGUUCUGUUGAGCAAAGUGAGAAACAUGGGCAAUUACCAUCAUAACUGUUUGGUCUUGUCCUCUGGAAAAGGCCAAAUAAUUCCAAAAAGGCAAGCAACCCAUCAAUCAUCAUCAAUGGACUAUCUGCCUUGCAAGUUUUGCUAUGCUAUGUAUGUUAAAACAGACCUGCGGAGACAUCAUAAGCGUUGCAAAUUACAAGUUGAAGAGGAUCGGUCAGUGAAAAGAAGAGUUCAAGCAAAUUUUUCCCUGAUGUUGCCCACAAACACUGCAAUUUCCAGGGGACUCAAAAAAAUUCUUGAGGACAUGACUUAUGAUGCUGUGACUCAGGUGGUGACAUCUGACAUGCUGAUCAUUUUGCUGGGAGAGAGAAUGUUCCUCAAACAAGGAGAAAUUGGACAACACCGGGCCAACAUCAGAAACAAGAUGAGAGAACUUGCUCGACUCGUUCUGGUGGCGAGAACAAUUGACAAGGACAUUGUAUCUUUGAAGGACUUGAUCAACCCAGGAAAGUUCAACACAGUACUGGAGGCUGUAAAAACGAUGACCAGGUUUGAUGAGUUAAUAAACAGAUUCUCAGCUUCCUCAACAGCUCUUAAACUGCGCCAUUCCCUUGUGAUGGUGACAUAUAUUUUGCAAGGAGAGGCUUUGCGACAAGAGGACUACACCUUGGAGGGGAGAGCAGAGCAGUUCAACAAAUUAAUUGAACUGGAAUGGACAACACCCGUGUCAUCCAAUGCAUUAAAGACUUGGAAGAAAUGGAACAACCCCCAAAUGCUGUCUCAAAAUGAAGACAUUAAGAAGCUCUAUAAUCACUUGAAAUGUCUUGAAGAGGUGAACAAAAAAGCUCUGAUUGACCAUCCAUCAUGCAGCUCAUGGAGUGAGCUCUCUCAAGUCACUCUGACGCAGCUGAUAUUAUUCAAUCAUCAUCAUGAAGGAGAAGUCUCUGGCAUGGAAGUGAAGACAUACCUGCAGAGAAACAAAACUAGUAUGCAGGAUUUAAUUAAGAAGAGCCUGACACCUUUUGAGAAAAAAUUAAUUGAGAAUCUCAUCAUGAUAGAAGUACAGGGGAAAAGGGGUUGUAAAGUAUCCGUGAUGUUCCCAACAAAUGUCAGAGAGUCCAUGGAACUUCUGAUUGAGACCAGGGAUAAGGUUGGGAUUUCCCAGAGCAAUCCAUACAUUUUUGCUCGUCCGUGCUAUGGAUCCCAGGAACACAUUCGUGGAUGUGACAGCAUAAAGCGAUAUGCAUUAAGCUGUGGAGUGAGACGCCCAGAAAAUCUCACACCCACAAAACUGAGCAAACAUGUAGCCACAAUCUCCCAGAUCCUUAAUCUGAAAAACCAUGAACUAGACCAGCUGGCAACAUUCAUGGGCCAUGAUAUUGAUGUCCAUAGGGAGUUUUAUAGACUCCCUGAAGAAACCCUUCACCCUCUGAAUGACAUCAUACCAAACCUAAACUCUGAAGCGGACUUCAGCGACUCGGAGGCGGAGGAUGUCCAAUCUGAGCAGACUGGUACCACAAGUCAAGAAGAAGAUGGACAUUCAGAAGAAAGGGCCGCUACCUCACGAAAGGCAGUUGUGGACAUUGAAACAUCACUGCGAUCAAGUGAAAGGGAACACGCCAUGUGA